Molecule: messenger RNA, 791 nt
Organism: Micropterus dolomieu (smallmouth bass)
Lineage: Eukaryota; Metazoa; Chordata; Actinopteri; Centrarchiformes; Centrarchidae
Product: nestin-like
Exons: 2
Coding region: 140-739 (199 amino acids)
Biological process (GO): positive regulation of intermediate filament depolymerization
Cellular component (GO): intermediate filament
Molecular function (GO): CCR5 chemokine receptor binding; intermediate filament binding
Source: RefSeq, a predicted model, not a curated record
GAGCCUCACUCACAGAGAAAAGCCCCGCACACACUGACUCAGGCCUGGACACGGGGAUACAGUGUGCUGCCAAAUCAUAAUCACUUUACCUCUGAGUGACGCCUUGCUUUGCUAAAUCUCUUUAUUUUCUACCACAGACAUGGAGCCCCACAGUCUGCAUAGAACCUUUCAUCACAGCCACCUGGGUGAGGAGAAGCACCAGAUGCUGAACCUGAACAGACGCCUGGAGACCUACCUGAGCCGGGUCAAACUCCUGGAAGAGGAAAAUGCACUGCUUGCAAAAGAGCUCCACGGUCUGAGACGCAGCAAUCAGGGAGCCUCAAUACGAAGGAAGGGUCUGGAGGAAGAGCUGCGGAAGGCGAGGCUGGAGGUGGAUGUAGCCUGGAGGGACAGGGUCCACGCAGAGCUGGAGGUCGGCAGGCUGACCGAGGAGGUCCAAGCCCUGGAUCUGCAGAGGCAGAGGGACGCUCGGGACCAGGUAAAAGCCAAGACAAAACUGGACCAAAGUAGGAGGGAGCUGGAGGAGGAACAGAGGGCACAGAUCUGGCUGAGGGAGAAGGAGCACUUGGAGGGCCUUGAGGCAGACAAAGAGGAGCUGGGCCAGCAGACUGAUUGUCUCCCUCUGGAGAACCAACUCCUGCUGCAGCUGAAGAUGUCUCUGGGCCUGGAGGUGGCAACGCACAGGUACGCUGCACUGUCAGCUGCUUUUAUAAAGAAAACCAAUAGAGGAUGGAGAUAACAACCAUUAAUAGAUUUUUUAUACCUGAUUAUGCUUUGCAGGGUUAAGUGGU